AUGACUCCGCGAUCCAACGUUUCAACCAGCAGUGGCAAUGGGCGGCUGCCGCUCGAAUGCCCAGCUUCAAUCGACGAACAUGCAUUGGUGACGAGGAUAGAUCGACGACUGUUACCAAUGCUAUUCGUCAUUUACGUUGCUGCCUUUCUUGAUAGAGUCAACAUCUCCAACGCCUUGACGAUGAGCCUACCGAAAGACCUGAAACUGGUGGGCGUACAGAAGAAUAUUGCCUUGACUAUAUUCUUCAUUCCAUAUAUCCUCUUCGAGAUACCUUCAAACAUUUUGAUGAAGAGGUUUCGGCCAAGAGUAUGGCUUUCAGGAUGCAUAUUGGCGUUUGGAAUUGUUAUGCUAGGUCAAGGCUUUGUCACCACCUACCGUGGCCUUCUUGUUACAAGAUUCUUUCUCGGCCUAGCAGAAGCGGGAAUCUUUCCUGGAAGCUUUUAUCUUAUCAGUGUCUGGUACAAACGCGAAGAAUCGCAGAAAAGGUUCACACUCUAUUGGUGUUCUGUUCUAAUAGCGACUGCCUUUGGAGGUCUUCUUGCAUCUGCGAUCGCAAAUAUGGACGGCAUUCGUGGUCAUCACAACUGGCAAUGGAUCUUCAUCCUAGAAGGAACAUCAACAAUAGUCGUUGGCAUCGUAGCCUUUUUUUGUGUUGCUGACUUCCCAGAAAAUGCAAAAUGGCUGAACGUGGAAGAGAGGAAGUUCGUGAUAGCGCGGGCGCGCAGUAUGGACGAGGCACAAGACGUUACUCCUCGCGACGUCCUAGCAUUUUUCAAAGACAUCGGGAAUGUCCUUGGCGGUGUAAUGUACCUAGGUGUUGUCAUACCCAUAUACUCUUUUGCCUACUUUACACCAACAAUAAUAAGGACUUACGGCUACUCUGUCGUUCAAACUCAACUCCAUUCUGUGCCACCAGUCGCCGCCGCCAUGGUACUUUGUCUUAUCACGGCGUAUCUAUCUGACAGAGCAAAAGUCCGCUCGCCUUUCAUUGCAUUUGGGAUUGCUUUAACAGUUUCUGGACUUUCCAUUCUUAUGACUGUACAUCAUAAUUUAGCUGUGGAAUAUGCUGGAAUCUGCCUCGUAGCAAUGGGUACGUUCUCCAGCGGUGCUGUCAUCGUGUGUUGGUAUGUCAUGAAUUUACGAAGCCAUGCAGAGAGGGCUAUUGGCACUGCGUGGAUGAUUGGGUUUGGAAACUGUGGUGGAAUCAUUGCCACUUUUUCAUUCCUUCAAGCCGAUGCACCGUAUUAUCACACUGGUUACUCAAUCUGCAUGGGGGCCACUUGUAUCUGCACUGCAGCAGCGAUAUUAUACUGCGGCUCUGCAUGGAGAAAGAACGCAUCUUCCAGGGGUGAAACAGGUAACGGGAGAACAUUUCAGUAUUAA
Messenger RNA from Mollisia scopiformis, 1383 nucleotides. RefSeq names its product putative allantoate permease. The transcript has 7 exons. The record is from RefSeq and is a predicted model, not a curated record. Gene Ontology annotation, molecular function: transmembrane transporter activity. NCBI's taxonomy places the organism in Eukaryota, Fungi, Ascomycota, Leotiomycetes, Helotiales, Mollisiaceae. Gene Ontology annotation, biological process: transmembrane transport. Gene Ontology annotation, cellular component: plasma membrane. Bases 1 to 1383 code for a protein of 460 amino acids.